GCGGUGGGCGGGCGGCGGCGGGCGGCUCGGCCCCGGGUGCCCCAAGGGCUGCCGCCGAGCCGGAGGCUUCCCCGGGGCUCCUGCCCAGCGCCGAGCGUCCGUCCCCCGGCCCGCCCGGCCGGCACCGGCACCGGCACCGGCAUCGAUACGGGCAUCCAUUCCGGUCGCAACAUCAGCAUCAAACCCGACACCGGCACCGGCAGCAUCAUCAGCAUCAGCACCGGCACCGACACCAGCAUCGGUAUCGACAUCGACGCCGGCACCGGCAGCAGCACCAACACCGGCAUCGACACCGGCACCGGUAUCAGCGUCGGCGACAAGGGUGGCUCUAGCUCCAGCAGCGCCCAGGCAGCCAGGGUCACUCAUCCUGCUCGGCACAGCGCCUGCACCCAAGGACUCAGGGACCUUGGCUUGUCCUCCACCGGAGAGUGAUUCCCAGGGGGACACUGGUCGGAGAAGGAGGGGACCCAGCUGGGACCCCCCAUCUCCCAUCGGGUCCCUCACUGUCUGGAAGACGUCCAGAGGGGAAACUGCCAGGCCAGGGAGCGGAGCGGGACCCUGGGCACGGGGGAGACGCAGCACCAGGCCAGGCUGGAGGGUGCCCGGGUUAGCAUGACCGAGGUGGAACCUGUGCUGGACUUUGCAUCCUCCGGGAGAACGGGCCGGCGCAAUGCCCUGCCCGACAUCCUGGGCUCGCCGGCCGGCGUCAGCCCCUCUGACCUGCCCCUCAAGCUGGCCGAGAUGUCCCUGAACGCGGGCAGCGGCCAGGAGAUGCAGUCGCCCUCGGCGGAGGUGCCCCCUCCGCAGCCCCCCAGCCCUGAGCUGAAGGACACGUCCUAACCCCGCUCCCGGGGGGGACAUUGCUGACCAGCGGAGGAAAGAGGAGGCUGCGGAGCAUCAGCCCGGCUUUCCUGGCAUGGCCGGAGUCCGCUGGGUUUUCCUGGGUGCUACCGCGGCGAGACCGUCGGGUGUCGUCCCCCCCGCCAUGGGGGGAGCAUCGCAUGGCGGGGACCUGCCGUGACAAAGGGGCGAUUCCCACUCACGCCCUGGGCGAGGACCUGGGGGGGGGGGAUUUUUUUGCCUCCCCAGGGGGGAGGAAUAUUUUUCUUCUGGGGCAUUUGGCAGAGCCAAGCGCAGGGGGUUCGCUGGGGCGGGGGGCUUUCUCCUCGUCACAGGAGCAGCCCGCGGGUGUUUCUAGCUGAGUGUGGUGUUCAC
This is a messenger RNA of Phalacrocorax carbo (great cormorant), 1215 nucleotides long. The record is from RefSeq and is a predicted model, not a curated record. NCBI's taxonomy places the organism in Eukaryota, Metazoa, Chordata, Aves, Suliformes, Phalacrocoracidae.